AUGCCUUGGUCCCUUGGAAAAUCUCUAGGCCUGAUUGGUCGCGGGCAAGAACCACUCUCCUUCUCUCUUACCGGAAGCCCUACUCUUUGCGCGAACACCCCUUACAUCUCGGAUCUCAACGCCUCGAGGCUUCUCUCCACACCGGAUCGUACCGAAGCAGAUGCCCGCUGGACUUACCACACGGAACGAGAUUACGAGCCUGAAGACAGCUUCAAAGAGCACGCCGUGUUGUGCCUUCCGUGUUGCCAUCAUACCGAAGACAACCAGCCGGGUAUGGACGAUACUCCUCUGGAUAGAAAGGCCCGUAAUGCUCUCGAAGAGUAUUCCAAUUCUUUCGAUGAAUACCGUCUGCUCAAACGGAGUUCCAUCUUGCUUGACACAUUCUCACGGCACCAAGCCAUCACGACCAGCCGUGUCCACCAGGACCAUCACACCUGCACCUUCAUCCAACCUCAAAUCCUCCACCACAUCAGCACCUCCCCCAUCGCCCCGUCCAAGGCCCGACGCGCCGCCUUCCGCACCCUCACUCUCGCCAACGAAAUCCACCACAUCCGCAUCUCCUCCUUCCAAACAUCUCCCUCACACCGCACGCCCAAGCCCGCGACAUUUACGACUGCCGCAACAAGCGCGGUCUCCCAGACCUCCUCAUACGCACCGAAUCCUCCUGCGGCCCGACCACCCAAGACAACACCGUAA
This is a messenger RNA of Aspergillus piperis CBS 112811, 696 nucleotides long. RefSeq lists its product as uncharacterized. NCBI's taxonomy places the organism in Eukaryota, Fungi, Ascomycota, Eurotiomycetes, Eurotiales, Aspergillaceae. The record is from RefSeq and is a predicted model, not a curated record. Bases 1 to 696 code for a protein of 231 amino acids. The transcript is spliced from 2 exons.